Molecule: messenger RNA, 3447 nt
Organism: Anopheles cruzii
Lineage: Eukaryota; Metazoa; Arthropoda; Insecta; Diptera; Culicidae
Product: terminal nucleotidyltransferase 5C
Exons: 2
Coding region: 595-2511 (638 amino acids)
Biological process (GO): mRNA stabilization
Molecular function (GO): poly(A) RNA polymerase activity; RNA binding
Source: RefSeq, a predicted model, not a curated record
UUUGUGCGCGAAGCAGCAGUUCCAUCGCCUCCUCCAUCGCCAGCUCGACAGUCCGACCACCGAUAAACUGCGUCAUUCUCUCUGGCCGUAGGGCGCAGGAAGUGAACGGCAGAAGUGACAACGAAACGUGUCUUCUGGAAAUUCGAAUCGAAAUCGAACCAGCACACGUGUGUCCAGCAGCGGAAAACAAGAAGUGCAAACACGUGAAACAGGGACGCCAGUGCUAGGAUCGAAAAAAGAAAAUCCGGAAAACGGGAGUUGCCACAGCGGUGUUGGUGUGCCCGGAAAAAGUGUACCUGCUGUUCUGCAGCAGUGCGUGCAUCUUAGCCAUUCUCCACCGUGUGCAGCGCAAGACGAGAAGUGCGUACCUCAGGCGUGAGCAGUGCGUGCGUGCGUGCGUGUGCCUCGGGCCUUAGUGUGCUGCUGGCGAGCGAGCGAGGUCCUUUAGUGUUCAACGACAAUCGUGCACUAGUUGCCAUACGUUCGGUUGCCACCUUGCUGUAGGCGUAGACGUGGAUAGCUGUCGGGACGCUGACGCCCCCUGACUCGCUCUUCUCCUUUCUUACCCUUCUGAUCGGCGAAAAAUUGGUUUUCAUGAUAUCUGCUUGGAUAAACCCCUAUAAUGAGAAGUGCGGAACUUUAAAAGUUCCCGACUCUUAUUCUCAACGCAUCAUGGACGGUUACAAUUUGCAACCGCAUCAGCAGCAGCAUACUUAUUCCAACGGAAACAGCGGUACCAGCGCCCAUUGUAACGGUGCAAGUCGGAAUGGCGGAACCACGAUGUAUACUAGUGCCCACGGUUAUCCGGCAGCAACGUUCAACUACGCGACGAUGAGUUACGCGCACUCUGAAGGAGGAUCAGUAUCUCCGCCACCGUCACCCCGAUCCAACAGCUCCAUCUCUUCUGCGUACUCUUCCUCGUCGUCCACGGCGGCUUCGCUGUCGGCUUCAUCAGCUCUAUCUUCCUCGUUUUCGUCCUCGUCAUCUUCGUCCUGUAUUUCUUCGGCCGGAUCCGAGAAUGGCGCUUCAUAUGAAAACCUGGACAUUGCGGCACAACGGCUGGCGGUGCUGUCGUUCGAGCAAGUCCGGAAACUGAACGACGUGAUGAACGAGCCGGUAUCGAUCCACGGACGUGGAAACUUUCCGACCCUUGAGGUGAAGCUGAAAGAUCUGGUGAACAUUGUGCGCGAAAAGCUAGAAACGGACGUUACAUCCGGAGGCGCUGGAAUGACGGUGAAGGAUAUUCGCGUGAACGGUGGCCUUGCUAGUCAUGUUUUGGCGUCUGAGCCUCAGCCAUACAAUGAUCUCGAUCUGAUCUUUGCCGUCGACUUCAGCAUGAGCCGAAGCUAUGAUCGGGUCAAGUCGGCGGUGCUAUCCUCAUUGCUCGACCUAAUGCCUGAGGGUGUCGUGAAGCGCAAGAUUACUCAGUGCUCGCUGAAGGAGGCGUACGUUGGCAAGAUGGUGAAGGUGAACAGUGACGGUGACCGCUGGAGCCUCAUCUCGCUCGGCAAUUCUUCCGGUCACAAGAACGUGGAGCUUAAGUUUGUCGAUACAAUGCGCCGUCAGUUCGAGUUCAGCGUCGACUCCUUUCAAAUCGUGUUAGAUUCGCUCUUGAUGUUCUACGACUGCGCUGAAAUGCCGAUGAUCACAGAAAACUUCUAUCCGAGUGUCGUUGGAGAGUCGGUAUACGGCGAUUUUCAAGAGGCGUUAUAUCACUUGCAAAAAAAGUUGAUCUCUACUCGCCAACCGGAGGAGAUCCGUGGCGGUGGUCUUCUAAAGUAUUGCAAUUUACUGGUGAGGAACUACAUGCCAGUAGAUACGCAGAAGAUCAAAACCUUGGAGCGGUACAUGUGCUCACGAUUCUUCAUCGAUUUUCCGGACAUCGUUCAACAACGCAGCAAGCUGGAAUCGUACCUGAAGAAUCACUUUUUCGAUGAAGGCGAGGAGCAUCUACAGUACCAGUACCUGAUGCAUUUAUUCGACGUCGUUGAACAGUCGACUGUGUGCCUCAUGGGCCAUGAGCGUCGGCAAACGUUAAUGCUGAUCGAGUCCCUUGCCAUUGAAAUUUUGUAUCGAGACCAACAACAGCAGCACAACGCUGGCAUUAUCACCACCACAUCGCCGACCGGUAGCUCAACCUCACCGGUGCCUGGCAGUGCCCAGCACUCAACGCUACAGCUGCAGACACAAAUGUCUCAACUAUCACUAUCUCCACAACAGCUGUCUCCGCAGCCUUCGGCGUUGCUUGGCCAACAUCACUCCCAGGCUCAUUCGCCUAGUGGCCAUCAAUCUUCCCAAGCAUCUCCGCAGUCUCAACAGUCAACACAGCAGCAGCAUCAAUUGGCAUCUCAAACGCAGCAGCAAUCGCAAGCGCAGCAACCUGCAGCGAUUGCUCAGACCCAGGCCAUAACAUUAGCUCCGCAGCCCGGACUGCUGUACGCCAACGGAAUCUACUACGCCCCAAUCAUUCCUUAUACCCAGUGCACCUGCAACAGUUGGAUCGCAACGUGAUUGGUGCCUCCAAUGCCGCUGGAUGCUAGUAUCGUCAAUAUUUCCAGCACCGAAUCCUCUGCGGUGGCACCGGAACUAUCCGAGUCAACUUCAUCCCAGAGCAACUGCUACAGCAGGAAUAUCGUGCAAAGUCCCUUAUCCAGCAAUCACAUUGCGUCAUGUCGAUCAAUGCGUGGAUUGAUGACUCCUUCGUUUCAGCAGUCCUCACUUGUACCAUCAUCUUCCUCCUUUCUGUCUUUAGCACCAUCUCCUCGUUCAUCACCCACGUUUUCUUCAUCCGUCGCGUCUGCAGUACGAGGUGCAGGAGAGUUCGUUCAGCAACUAAAGUUUCUGUCCCUACCCAUACUACUUUGAUCAGCGGAUAUUUCGUCUAAGCUGGCGAUCUUGCACGAGGAUGGAAAAUAUUAUUAUCGUCUACAAAACGAUGCAUCGAUCCUCAGCGAAUAAUGAUCCUUUAUCAUGUGGUGCGUUGUUGUCACAGCGAUGAUCAGGAGCUUCUUGAGUGAGUUACAUUAAAACAGUUCGUUCAAUAUGAAUUCUAUUGGUAACCGUAUCUUUAAUAACGAUGGUUGCGCUGGAUAAAUAAAUUGCCACUUGCUUUUUGUCUAGCGAUGCCAACCUUUCCCUGUCAGAAAACUCUAAACUGCAAACAAGGAGAUCACCGUUAAUCGAGUUAUUUUAUUUUGAAGUGUUUUUCGACAGAAUUCACAAAGUACAUACCGUACAAUCAAAGGGUAAAUAAUUUGUUUGAGUUGCAAGGCAGACGAAAAUAAUGCAAACAAAAAGACUUAUAAAAAAAAUGUUUAAAACGAUCUAAUUGCGAGAAAUGAGAAUUAAUAAACAGAUGAUCAAAUAGAAACCAUGAAUACAGCAAUGUGAUGUGCGGAUGUGGGCUUAUGUUACAAAGGGCGAUGUUCACUUAUUGGUUCAUAAAUA